Gastrolobium bilobum is the source of this 2332-nucleotide messenger RNA. Its product is annotated as two-component response regulator-like APRR2. Gene Ontology annotation, molecular function: transcription cis-regulatory region binding; DNA-binding transcription factor activity. Bases 216 to 1877 code for a protein of 553 amino acids. The record is from RefSeq and is a predicted model, not a curated record. The transcript has 12 exons. Gene Ontology annotation, biological process: phosphorelay signal transduction system; positive regulation of DNA-templated transcription. Gene Ontology annotation, cellular component: nucleus. NCBI's taxonomy places the organism in Eukaryota, Viridiplantae, Streptophyta, Magnoliopsida, Fabales, Fabaceae.
CACAGGCACUCUCCAAACACACCAUUUAAACCUCCCUUCUCCUCUCUCUUCCCCCCUUCUCUUUAUUACCAAUGUAAUAACAGCAUAAAGAUCAUAACUUUUAAGCAUUGGACUCAAGAACCACUUUCUUUUCUGCCAAGAACGAAUUGGAUGUUGAUAGGCAAUAUUGAUCUGUUACUUUCUUUGGGGGACUGAGAAACGAUGCCAAGCCAGCUAUGGUCUGCACUGCCAAUGAUUUACAAGAAUGGAAAGAUUUUCCCAAGGGACUCAAGGUUCUUCUCCUUGAGGGAGACAACACUUCUGCUUCUGAGAUAAGAACAAGGCUUGAGGCCAUGGACUAUAAUGUUUCUACAUUCUUCCAUGAGAAUGAAGCCUUGUCAGCAAUCUCAAGUAGGCCCAAAGACUUCCACAUUGCCAUAGUAGAGGUGAGUUCAAGCAGUACCCAGGGAGGUUUCAAAUUUCUUGAGAAUGCCAAGGACUUGCCAACCAUUAUGACUUCAAACAAUGAUUGCCUGAACACCAUGAUGAAGUGUAUAGCGCUUGGCGCAGUUGAGUUCCUUAGGAAACCACUCUCUGAGGACAAGCUCAGAAAUAUCUGGCAACAUGUGGUUCACAAGGCAUUUAAUGCUGGGGCAAGUGUGUCUGAAUCACUAAAGCCUUUCAAAGAAUCUGUAGUGUCCAUGUUGCAGCUCCAAACAGACAAUGAACAACAUGAAAGUAGAAUCUCAAUUGAUUUAGAGAAAGUAUCCGGGUUUACUAAUAAAGACCAUGAGCAGUGUCCUGGAAGUGAUAAAUAUCCAGCUCCUUCAACCCCACAAUUGAAACAGGGGGGAAGAUUACUGGAUGAUGGGGAUUGCCAAGAGCAGACUAAUUGCUCAACUGAAAAAGAAAGUGGGGAACAUGAUGGAGAGUCUAAAUCUGUCGAAACUACAUGUGGAAAUUUGCAUGCUGAAAGUACUCCUCAACAAAGGGAAUCUGAAAAUACUCUGGUUAAGGAGGAAGAGGAUUUUGCUGAUGCUUCUAAGGGUGAGAGUGUGGUUUCUCCACAUCCACAAAAUAGAAAGGCUCUCAGAAACACUGACAGCAAUACAAAAUCUUCAAAUAAAGCCGGUGUUCAUAGUGAUUCAUGUGAGAUAAAAGCUAAUAGGAAGAAGAUGAAAGUAGACUGGACGCCUGACAUGCACAAAAAAUUUGUGAAGGCAGUGGAACAACUAGGCAUUGACCAAGCCAUUCCUUCUAGAAUAUUGGAUCUAAUGAAAGUGGAGGGUUUGACAAGGCAUAAUGUGGCAAGCCAUCUUCAGAAAUAUAGAAUGCAUAAGAGACAAAUAUUGCCCAAGGAAGGAGGUCGGAAAUGGCCAAAUCAAAGAGAUUCAAUGCAAAGAAGCUAUUGUCUUCAAAGACCAAUUAUGGCCUAUCCUCCAUAUCAUUCUAAUCACACACCUUCUCUGGCUCCUGUAUAUCCUAUGUGGGGACAACCUGGCAGUCAAAUGGCUGGCAUGCAGAUUUGGGGCUCUCCUGGUUAUCCCUUGUGGCAGCCUACAGAAAGUUGGCACUGGAAACCAUUUCCGGGGGUGCAUGCAGAUGCAUGGGGCUGCCCGGUUUUACCACCUCCUCAAGCUCCUUGUUUUUCCUACUCUCAGCAGAAUAUGCCUGCAUUGUGCGAUGCUAAUGCAGCGGAUUACAAGUUUAGCAUGCCACUAAGUUCCUUUGAGCAUUAUCCAGCAGAGGAGGUUGUUGACAAUGUUGUGAAGGAGGCAAUAAAUAAGCCAUGGCUACCCUUGCCCUUGGGUCUCAAACCUCCUUCCAUAGAUAGUGUGGUUGCUGAGCUUUCCAGACAAGGAAUUUCCAACAUCCUUCCUGGCAGCAAGGGUUGCUGACAUGUACCAGAGAUGUGUUGCCACCUAAGAUUGGUUCUGAUGGUGACAAACUACAUGACUCCACCAGAUCAAAACACUGUUGCAAUUAUUUUGUUUCUCAAUUUUAUCUGGUUCCAACUAGUAGAUUGGCUGGGAAUAGUUGUUGGGACCACUUUUUUUUGUUUUAUUUUGUCCCCAGCUCAUCACCUACCACUUUGAGGUCUCUCCUAUGCUGUUGAGUGUCGAUUGUCAGGCCAUAAUACCAUAUCAUGAUGCAACAAAACAAGUAGACAUUGUUCCUAUCCAUCGCCACAUGCCAAAACAAACCAUAAAAAAAAUUUGAACAAAGAAGUGCAUGACACCGGUGGGCAACUUGGCUGGUUGAGAAUUGGCCACGCGUUUGUUGAUGCAUUCCACAAAAUUUUGUGGUUGUAAAUAGAUGCUGAUACAUAAACUUGUGAUGGAGAUAUGGUUGU